CGGACCCGGGCCUACGCGCACGCAACCAUGUCUAAGGGACCCGCUGUCGGCAUCGAUCUGGGCACCACCUACUCGUGCGUGGGCGUCUUCCAGCACGGCAAGGUGGAGAUCAUCGCCAACGAUCAGGGCAACCGCACCACCCCGAGCUAUGUCGCCUUCACUGACACCGAGCGACUCAUCGGUGACGCUGCAAAAAACCAGGUGGCGAUGAACCCCACCAACACGGUUUUUGAUGCCAAACGACUGAUUGGACGUAGAUUCGAUGAUGCUGUUGUCCAGUCUGACAUGAAGCACUGGCCCUUCAUGGUGGUGAAUGAUGCCGGCAGGCCCAAGGUGCAGGUGGAAUACAAGGGGGAGACGAAGAGCUUCUACCCAGAGGAGGUGUCCUCCAUGGUCCUGACCAAAAUGAAGGAGAUUGCGGAAGCCUACCUUGGCAAGACUGUUACCAACGCUGUGGUCACAGUGCCCGCCUACUUCAACGACUCUCAGCGGCAGGCCACCAAAGACGCCGGAACCAUCGCCGGUCUCAAUGUUCUUCGGAUCAUCAACGAGCCAACUGCUGCUGCUAUUGCUUAUGGCCUGGACAAGAAGGUUGGAGCUGAAAGGAAUGUGCUGAUUUUUGACCUGGGAGGUGGCACUUUCGAUGUGUCUAUCCUCACAAUUGAAGAUGGAAUCUUUGAGGUCAAGUCCACAGCUGGAGACACCCAUCUGGGUGGAGAAGACUUUGACAACCGCAUGGUCAACCAUUUCAUCGCAGAGUUCAAGCGCAAGCAUAAGAAGGACAUCAGUGAGAACAAGAGAGCAGUCAGGCGCCUGCGCACUGCUUGUGAGCGGGCUAAGCGCACCCUGUCUUCCAGCACCCAGGCGAGCAUUGAGAUAGAUUCUCUGUAUGAGGGAAUCGACUUCUACACCUCCAUUACCCGGGCUCGAUUUGAAGAGUUGAAUGCGGACCUUUUCCGUGGCACCCUGGACCCUGUUGAGAAGGCCCUUCGAGAUGCCAAGUUAGACAAGUCGCAGAUCCAUGACAUAGUCCUGGUGGGCGGUUCCACCAGAAUUCCCAAGAUCCAGAAACUGCUCCAGGAUUUCUUCAAUGGGAAAGAGCUGAACAAGAGCAUCAACCCUGAUGAGGCUGUGGCCUAUGGGGCAGCUGUGCAGGCAGCCAUCCUGUCUGGAGACAAGUCUGAGAACGUUCAGGAUCUGUUGCUGUUGGACGUCACUCCCCUCUCCCUGGGCAUCGAGACUGCUGGUGGAGUCAUGACUGUGCUCAUCAAACGCAACACCACCAUUCCCACCAAGCAGACGCAGACCUUCACCACCUACUCAGACAACCAGCCUGGUGUGCUCAUUCAGGUUUAUGAAGGUGAACGUGCUAUGACCAAGGAUAACAAUUUGCUUGGCAAGUUUGAACUCACAGGCAUACCACCUGCACCCCGUGGCGUUCCUCAGAUUGAAGUCACCUUCGAUAUUGAUGCCAACGGCAUCCUUAACGUCUCUGCUGUGGACAAGAGCACUGGCAAAGAGAACAAGAUCACCAUCACCAACGACAAGGGCCGUUUGAGCAAGGAAGAUAUUGAGCGGAUGGUGCAGGAAGCUGAGAAGUACAAAGCUGAAGAUGAGAAGCAGAGAGACAAGGUGUCUUCCAAGAAUUCCCUUGAGUCUUAUGCAUUCAACAUGAAAGCAACCGUUGAAGAUGAAAAACUUCAGGGCAAGAUCAAUGAUGAGGACAAACAGAAGAUUCUUGAUAAGUGCAACGAGAUCAUCAAUUGGUUGGAUAAGAAUCAGACUGCAGAAAAGGAGGAAUUUGAACAUCAGCAGAAGGAGCUGGAGAAAGUCUGCAACCCCAUCAUCACCAAGCUGUAUCAGAGUGCAGGGGGCAUGCCAGGAGGGAUGCCAGGCGGCUUCCCUGGUGGAGGAGCUCCUCCCUCUGGGGGUGCUUCCUCAGGGCCCACCAUUGAGGAGGUGGAUUAAGCCAACCCUGGUGUAGAUGCAGCAUUGUUCCACACUAAAAGAUGGAAGGACCUAAAUUUGUAGCAAAUUCUGGCCGUUUUAAAGUUCGGCUGCUAUAGUAAAUUACUGGGCAUUCUCAAUACUUGAAUAUGGAACAUGUACACAGGGAAAGGAAGUAACAUUGCACUUUAUAUGCACUGUAUCUAAGUGGAAAAUGCAAUGUCAAAUAAAACUAUUUAAAAUUGGCA
Ochotona princeps (American pika) is the source of this 2195-nucleotide messenger RNA. RefSeq names its product heat shock protein family A (Hsp70) member 8 (gene HSPA8). NCBI's taxonomy places the organism in Eukaryota, Metazoa, Chordata, Mammalia, Lagomorpha, Ochotonidae. Gene Ontology annotation, cellular component: cytosol; cytoplasm; nucleus. Gene Ontology annotation, biological process: vesicle-mediated transport; cellular response to unfolded protein; protein refolding. Gene Ontology annotation, molecular function: ATP-dependent protein folding chaperone; ATP binding; heat shock protein binding. The record is from RefSeq and is a predicted model, not a curated record. The transcript is spliced from 9 exons. Bases 28 to 1968 code for a protein of 646 amino acids.